AACCCAACCAAAGAGAAAGGCAAAGGCAGACACCCCAGGACUAAUAACGUAAAAUAAACUGCAAGGAAGAACACUUUAGGAUAGGGGAUGAUGUCCGAAAGCGAGGAGCAUGGCUCGCUCCUGGAGAAGAUCAACGACAAGAUCCACGAAUACAAGCACUCGUCAUCGUCCUCGGAUUCGGAUGACGACGAAAAGUCCAAGAAAUCAAAGAAGAAGAAGCUCUUCGGAAGGAAGCAUCCGCUCCAUCACGUCCUCGGCGGGGGCAAAGCUGCCGACCUUGUCCUGUGGAGGGAUAAGCAGACAUCCGGGAGCAUCCUCGCGGGGGUGACCGUGAUCUGGCUGCUGUUCGAGGGCAUCGGCUACCACCUCCUCACCUUCCUCUGCCACACGCUCAUCGUCUUCCUCACCGUCUGGUUCGUGUGGUCUAACGCUGCGUCCUUCGUCAACAGGUCUCCUCCAAAGUUCCCAGAGGUCAUUCUAUCGGAAGUACAAUGCCUGAAGAUAGCUCAUAUUGCAAGGAAAGAAAUCAAUGAGGCUUUCUAUACAUUGCGCAAUGUUGCUUCUGGGAAAGAUCUGAAAACAUAUCUGACGACGGUUGCAAUCUUGUGGUUCAUUUCUAUAAUUGGCAGCUGCUUCAGCUUCUUGACUCUGUCUUACACUAUUUUCCUGAUGGCAUACACGCUGCCCAUGCUGUAUGAGAAAUACGAAGAUCAAGUCGAUGUUGUGGGCGAGAAGGCCCUUAUCGAGAUCAAGAAGCAAUACAAAGUGAUCGAUGCGAAGCUUCUCUCUAAGAUCCCAAUGCUGUCCGAGAAGAAACAGCACUGA
Messenger RNA from Panicum hallii, 825 nucleotides. Its product is annotated as reticulon-like protein B1. NCBI's taxonomy places the organism in Eukaryota, Viridiplantae, Streptophyta, Magnoliopsida, Poales, Poaceae. The record is from RefSeq and is a predicted model, not a curated record. The coding region runs from base 88 to 825 and encodes 245 amino acids. The transcript has 6 exons.